GUUCCAUCUUUCAAGAUUGGGAGGCUGCUGGCAACAACGUUAAGAGGCUCUUUGAGGGCUACUGUGUCGAUUCGCCACCAAAAAAUGGUGCUCGUCUCGCUUCUUUUUUUUCCCGUUAGUUCGACCCAACUAGAAGGUUCACACUUGAGCACCGGGAGUGUGCCAGACCAGACACGUGAAUCUUUUUCCCCAUUUCCAACUACUUUGAGGACCGCCAGAAUCUUGGGAUUUCGACUACAUUCCCGAGCGUUCGUCAACGCCACGAUUUAUCAAGAACCAGUUCAACUCAAAAUGGCUGGCUUUUAUCUGGAUCCCAUUUCCAAGAGCUCCGUUUUGAUGUCUUUAGUUGUGUUGGUGGGCAUUCUUGGGAUUGCUCUCCAUCCCGUUCAAGGGUCCUUAAUGGGAAAAGGGCUUUUGUUAAACUCACACCACAACGAUCGACCCAAACCUUGGGACAUUCAUCGACGGCCCAACAAUUACUAUCACUACGACCCAGUGGAAGAGUCCUAUUGGCAACCCAGUGAGCCGACCCAAGAUGAUGACGGAGAAGAACCUUGUGUGGGUUUGUGUUACUACAGGAAACUUAUGAACCUUGAGAGCAAAAUGGACGGAGAGAGACGAGAGAAUGAGCCCAUGCCUGAGGAGAUCGUCUUCGAGGAACUGACCACCCACAAGCCCUGCGUGGGCCUCUGUCAAUACUAUCGAUCCUUGGGCAUCGAAAAUCCCUACGAGAAGCGUCAAGUGAAGCGCUUUGCCUUGCAUUCCGGUGGCUUCUAAAGAACCCUUCCAACUGUGGACCUGAUAUUCCCACUUCGUGCAUUGUUAUUUCUGAAACCCGUUUUUUCUCCAUGUUCAAUGUCUUUGAUGUCGUUUAAAGUGAACUCAACAUAAUCUUAAGGUGGGUCGUCCGGAGAAUUGGCUUUCAAAAAUCAUGUCAGCAAACCACAAGGACACCAGCAGCAACCGCAACCGCAACCACAACAUCCAGCCCCAAACCAUCAACCCUUUCUCGGUGGUGGUUAUCUCACCCACAAAAAGGUCUUGGAUGCAUAUCCAACGACUAUUACGUACUGCGGAGUUGCUCGUGUUUCGUGAUGAACCGUUUCGAUUCUACAUAUGUAGUAUUAUCAUUCAUACAUUACAUACAACAUGACUUUCAAUAUUGUUCAAAAAUCAUUAAGUAAUAAAGCAACAUUCUUCAAACUGCA
Molecule: messenger RNA, 1208 nt
Organism: Tigriopus californicus
Lineage: Eukaryota; Metazoa; Arthropoda; Copepoda; Harpacticoida; Harpacticidae
Exons: 5
Coding region: 85-777 (230 amino acids)
Source: RefSeq, a predicted model, not a curated record